Molecule: messenger RNA, 3030 nt
Organism: Balaenoptera ricei (Rice's whale)
Lineage: Eukaryota; Metazoa; Chordata; Mammalia; Artiodactyla; Balaenopteridae
Gene: KCNC1
Product: potassium voltage-gated channel subfamily C member 1
Exons: 3
Coding region: 6-1559 (517 amino acids)
Biological process (GO): protein homooligomerization; potassium ion transmembrane transport
Cellular component (GO): neuronal cell body membrane; axon; voltage-gated potassium channel complex
Molecular function (GO): protein binding; delayed rectifier potassium channel activity
Source: RefSeq, a predicted model, not a curated record
CCGCGAUGGGCCAAGGGGACGAAAGCGAGCGCAUCGUGAUCAACGUGGGCGGCACGCGCCACCAGACGUACCGCUCGACGCUGCGCACGCUGCCCGGCACGCGGCUCGCCUGGCUGGCAGAGCCCGACGCCCACAGCCACUUCGACUAUGACCCGCGCGCCGACGAGUUCUUUUUCGACCGCCACCCGGGCGUCUUCGCGCACAUCCUGAACUACUACCGCACGGGCAAACUGCACUGCCCGGCCGACGUGUGCGGGCCACUCUACGAGGAGGAGCUGGCCUUCUGGGGCAUCGACGAGACCGACGUGGAGCCCUGCUGCUGGAUGACGUACCGCCAGCACCGCGACGCCGAGGAGGCGCUGGACAGCUUCGGCGGCGCGCCCCUGGACAACAGCGCCGACGACGCGGACGCCGACGGCCCCGGCGACUCAGGCGACGGCGAGGACGAGUUGGAGAUGACCAAGCGCCUGGCACUCAGCGACUCCCCGGACGGCCGGCCCGGCGGCUUCUGGCGCCGCUGGCAGCCGCGCAUCUGGGCGCUCUUCGAGGACCCCUACUCAUCCCGCUACGCGCGGUAUGUGGCCUUUGCCUCCCUCUUCUUCAUCCUGGUCUCCAUCACCACCUUCUGCCUGGAGACCCACGAGCGCUUCAACCCCAUCGUGAACAAGACAGAGAUCGAGAAUGUUCGGAAUGGCACGCAAGUGCGCUACUACCGGGAAGCGGAGACGGAGGCCUUCCUCACCUACAUCGAGGGCGUCUGCGUGGUCUGGUUCACCUUCGAGUUCCUCAUGCGUGUGGUCUUCUGCCCCAACAAGGUGGAGUUCAUCAAGAACUCGCUCAACAUCAUUGACUUUGUGGCCAUCCUGCCCUUCUACCUGGAGGUGGGCCUGAGCGGCCUGUCCUCUAAGGCGGCCAAGGACGUGCUGGGCUUCCUGCGUGUCGUCCGCUUCGUGCGUAUCCUGCGCAUCUUCAAGCUGACCCGCCACUUCGUGGGCCUGCGCGUCCUGGGCCACACUCUCCGCGCCAGCACCAAUGAGUUCUUACUGCUCAUCAUCUUCCUGGCUCUGGGUGUCCUGAUAUUCGCCACCAUGAUCUACUAUGCCGAGAGGAUAGGGGCGCAGCCCAAUGACCCCAGUGCCAGUGAGCACACCCACUUUAAGAACAUCCCCAUUGGCUUCUGGUGGGCCGUGGUCACCAUGACGACGCUGGGCUACGGAGACAUGUACCCGCAGACGUGGUCCGGCAUGUUGGUGGGAGCGCUGUGUGCGCUGGCGGGUGUGCUGACCAUCGCCAUGCCCGUGCCCGUCAUUGUGAACAAUUUCGGGAUGUAUUACUCCUUAGCCAUGGCUAAGCAGAAACUACCAAAGAAAAAAAAGAAGCAUAUUCCGCGGCCACCGCAGCUGGGAUCUCCCAAUUAUUGUAAAUCUGUCGUAAACUCUCCACACCACAGUACUCAGAGUGACACAUGCCCGCUGGCCCAGGAAGAAAUUUUAGAAAUUAACAGAGCAGUUCUCGUGAUUGUACUCUGCUCAUGUCUCUCACAGACUGUCCCCAGUUAGCCUGGGACUUUUUCCCUGAGCCCCAGGCUGGGCAGCCCCCUCAGGGCUAAACCCGAGGAAAUUCCCAGCCACCCCUCCCGCCCCGCCCCAGCCCUGCGUGCGCCCCCGGCGCGCCCGCUGCUGGUGUGAACAGUAAGUACCUCGGCGGUGCCUGGAGACCAGGGCACAGAAGCCAGCGUGCUGGCUCAGGGCCGGACAUCGGGUUCUCCUUGCUCCAAAGUUUAAAAAAAAAUGACCCUCUCGCGGACGCUCAUCUCUCUCAGCCCAUUUCAAAGCCUGGAAACCAUCUUCGUGAGAUGCUGCCCAUGCUGCCAUUUCAUCAUCACAGGCCCUCGGGUCUAGUGGGGGCCGAGGGGCCCUGGGCCAGGGGAGGCAGGGCUCCCAGCCUCCUGGGGAGUAGCUGGGAGCCGAGGGACCUGCUGGCCAUCUCAUCUGAAGGACGGGGUGGGGGCAGGAGGGUGGGGAGUCUUGGGUGGGCUGGCACCUCUGGCUUUUUCCAUGGCUUUCCCAGGUUUGGAGAGCUGGCCCCCCCUUGCUUGGUCUCUCUUCCAGCCCCCCCUCUGGAGUUGGGAAGGGAGAAUGUUCCCAGUUUCUGAGAGCACACCAAACUGCAGAUUAGCCAGCAGCCCAGGGAGGCUGGCUCCUUCACAGAGAGGGACAUAAACACUCCCCGCCCCCGCACCACCAGCACCCAGCCUCAGCCCCUUCUCAAAGGCCAUGGUUGGGAGAAGAAGCAGGCUCCAGGGAGGGAAGGGUGUCCAGUUCACAUCCACCCAGGGAUCCCUGAUGGCUGCCCCCUGGCCGGACCCCUGCAGAAGACCAGCCUCAACUUUGGGUCCUCUAAAUGCUGUGGGAGCUGGCUGCUCCAGGGGCACAGUGCUGGGGGGCAGAGUCAGAUGAGGGGUCUCAGGCUCCACCACCUACCUCUGACCCACCCCUGGGCAAGCCCUGCAGGCUGUAGAUACCUCCACUGACAGAUGAUGGCCAGCAGAGAGACAGCAAGUCCUGGCUCCCCUCCCAGACGGAGACGCUGCCUGGUAGGACUCGCUGUUUUCCCCUUGAGGAAACUGUGUGCAGGGUACUGUGGGCCCCAACUUCUGCCCCCUCAUCUACAACCUCCUCCCUUAAACCUCCCUGCCCUCUCCCCGGAGACCCUUGGGAGGGAAGACGGGACCAGCCAGACUGGGAGGCAGAACCGGGCUUGUCUGUGCGCACACGUGUGUGCCCUCAGACACACCCUAAGUGCUAGGCAGCCCCCAGCCCCCAGAGAGGCCCCAGCCCCAGUCACGUGGUAUCAGAGUUACCUUGGUAACUGGCCUUUCUGGUUCAGAGUAAAUUGGGGAGUGAAGCCCCUGGGAUUUGUCAAGAAACGCACUGUACGUGAAAUGCUUUGCCAUCUUGUACGACAGACUUUUUUUUUAAGUUCCAAAAUUAUGAUGGGAUUUUUUUUUUUUUUUUUUUUUUGGAUUUG